UGAAAUGGCACAUUAACUUUGGUCCGAAGUAAAUAAGUAUGUAAGCACCAGCAGAAGAGAAGAGGCGUCAAAAUGACGAGUUGAUUAGCCUUCUAUCCGUCUAUUUGUCUAUUUGUCUAUUUGUACGCAAACUUUUUUUGAGAUAUUUCAACUCAACUUAGUACACAGUGCACUGGUACAUUUGUCGGAAAAGGCCAGAUCGGAUCACUCUGACUUAAGGUUGCUGGUCAAAAAUCCAUCGAAAGAGAAUCCGAGAGCAAGAAAUGUGGUAAUCUACUUAUCAUCGUCGAAAUCGAAUGACUACAUUCUAUAGCCACCAUACAAUCGACUGGUUCAGACCCGUGGUUAUGGGUAAAAAAUUCGUCAAAAAAGCAACUAAGAAUAUGAAAUUUAGUAUUUUACACAUAUACCAUAAACUCCAAAUUGGUACUGAAGUUCAUCGCAUUCGGAGGACUAUAUCUUAUAGCUCCCAUACAGCCGAUUUGUUCAGAUAGGAGGUUUUGGACUAAAAAUCAUUCCAAAAAGCGUCUAAAAACAAGAAAUUUGGUGCGUUUAAUCUUAAAUUUUAAUACAUCCAUUCUAUUUGGUCUAUAAAUACCUCGCAUUGGCCGAAGACAGCUCUUUUUUGUUAUAUUUUUAACGAAAUAUUUGGUGUAGUAAAAAGAAAUCCAUUGUUUUUCCAAUAGAUGGCGAGAUUUGUCUGUAACUCGCGUUGCAUAAGUCCGAUCGGGUUCCGUUAGAUGACGUUAGAAAGAUGACAUUUCGUACUAGAAGAGCUUUUCUGACAGUUUUUUGAUUGGUUGAUUCAGUUUUGUUUGAAAGUUCGUCAAAGAUAGACCAUAGCAAAGGGAAAUCACGUUAUAUUUUGCAGUUUUUCUUCGCUCAGGGUGAAAACGCAAGCUAAGCGAUUGAAAAUUAAUUACAAUACAAGAACAAUAACAACGACAAUAUGGCUGCAUCUGUACUCUUUGCUUGCGGCUUGAAUGAGCAAAAACUGCCAAAAUUCGUACACAUCAGCGAAGAGGCGAACAUCGAUGGCAGCUUUCUUUUCAGCUGCAUACUUGGCCAAAGGCUACGCAUCUCUAACGCCGGCACUGUGUUGGUCUGCCUCCAGCAAAAUUAUCAACAUUACUUCCAUGCCGGCAUGCGCCUUGGUUAUAAUGUUAAUAUUUUCCUUGACAAAACUCUCAAUGUGAUCGAUCCACUAACGGAUAUGGCACGGAAGGGUAUGAAAUCCAAGUGGUUGAGAGAUGAACGUCUCGUCACUAAGUACAUAUUGGACGACAUACGCAAUUAUGUGUCCGCAUCCGCCGAGCAACGUAUCAGCACCACCAUAUUGGUCGAUAAUUUGGCGAUUUUAUUGAAUUUGGGCGCCACCAAAGAGGAAAUACUCCAACUAUGCUAUGAACUCGCCGAAUUGCCAAAACAAUAUGAAAAUUUAACGGUAAUCACAAAAAUCAGCAACUGUGAUUUGAAUGAGGCGAUCGAUAAUAAUGUGGCUAAGUUGGGCACACUGCGUAUACGCGCCGCCCAAUUGAAGAGUGGCGCAUCGCGCGAUGUGGACGGUAAAUUAUUGAUAGAGCGUGAGGUGUUGAAUAAUGCUGUGAAGCAGGAGGAUAAUGAGGAGGCAGUGCAGCAGAAUGGCGGCUAUGAACUGGAACAAGUGCGCAAAGAAGUACUCUACAAGGUCAACGAGAGGAGUAUAAAGAUUAUAAGCCCCGGUGAAUUGGGUGUCAAAGUUUGAGAAACAUCAGCUGAGAUUACGCAAAAAAAGUGCUAUAUUUGUGUAUCAUCUUGCUUUUAAAUUAGUUUUCUUUUUUUUUAUAAUUACGCCAAACAAUUUGUUUAUUACGAAAGAUUUAAUUA
This is a messenger RNA of Ceratitis capitata (Mediterranean fruit fly), 1866 nucleotides long. It is a transcript of the gene Elp6, whose product is annotated as elongator complex protein 6. The record is from RefSeq and is a predicted model, not a curated record. The transcript is spliced from 2 exons. Gene Ontology annotation, cellular component: elongator holoenzyme complex. Gene Ontology annotation, biological process: tRNA wobble uridine modification. The coding region runs from base 950 to 1744 and encodes 264 amino acids. Lineage: Eukaryota; Metazoa; Arthropoda; Insecta; Diptera; Tephritidae.